GCCGACCGCGCCGCCGCCCGAGCCGCGCCUGCCCGGGCCCAGGGAGGGCGGGAGGGAGGAGGCAAGCAGGGAGGGCGCUGCGUCCGGCUCGGUGUCCGAGGCUCCGGCCCGGCUGCACCCCGUGCGGUGUUCGCCGUGAUGAAGCGCCCUUGCGAGGAGACGACCUCUGAGAGCGACAUGGACGAGACCAUCGACGUGGGGAGCGAGAACAAUUACUCGGGACAAAGUACUAGCUCUGUGAUUAGAUCGAAUUCUCCAACAACGACAUCUCAGAUUAUGGCAAGAAAGAAAAGGAGAGGGAUAAUAGAGAAAAGGCGUCGAGAUCGGAUAAAUAACAGUUUAUCUGAGCUGAGACGACUGGUGCCAACCGCUUUUGAAAAACAAGGAUCUGCAAAGUUAGAAAAAGCUGAAAUACUGCAAAUGACAGUUGAUCAUUUAAAGAUGCUCCAGGCAACUGGGGGUAAAGGCUACUUUGACGCCCACGCUCUUGCCAUGGACUUCAUGAGCAUUGGAUUCCGAGAGUGCUUAACCGAAGUGGCAAGGUACCUGAGCUCUGUGGAAGGCCUGGACUCCUCCGAUCCACUGCGGGUGCGCCUGGUCUCUCAUCUCAGCACGUGUGCCUCACAGCGAGAGGCGGCGGCAAUGACCUCGUCUCUGGCCCACCACCAUCACCCCCUGCAUCCGCACCACUGGGCGGCGGCCUUCCACCACCUUCCGGCAGCCCUGCUCCAACCCAGCGGACUCCACGCCUCGGAGCCCACGCCUUGCCGCCUCUCCACCACUUCAGAAGUGCCUCCCGCCCACGGCUCCACCCUCCUCACGGCCACGUUUGCCCACGCAGACUCUGCCCUUCGGAUGCCGUCAACAGGCAGUGUCGCCCCCUGUGUGCCGCCUCUCUCCACUUCUCUCUUGUCCCUCUCAGCCACUGUCCACGCGGCCGCUGCAGCAGCCACGGCAGCUGCGCACAGCUUCCCUCUGUCCUUCGCUGGGGCGUUCCCCAUGCUCCCCCCAAACGCAGCUGCAGCAGUGGCAGCUGCCACAGCCAUCAGCCCUCCCUUGUCGGUAUCAGCCACGUCCAGCCCUCAGCAGACAAGCAGUGGAACAAACAGUAAACCUUACCGACCCUGGGGGACAGAAGUGGGAGCUUUUUAAGUUUUCAUUGAACUUCUUGCAGUAGUAACUGAAUGUCCUUCAUUUCAGAGUCAGCUUAAAACCUCUGCACCCUGAAAGUAGCCAUACAGAUGUCUGCGGAUCCACAAAGGAACAAUAAAGCUAUUUGAGACACAAACCUCAGAAGUGGAAAUGUGGUAUUAUCUUUUUUCUCUGUUUUGGUUUAAGGCAAUUUGGUAACUGACAUCAGCAACUUUUGAAAAUGUCACACUUGUUUUCAUUUAGAAGUCUCCUGGAAAAUAUAUGGACUGAACCAUCCAGCAGUGCAUCACGAUGUCUGAAUUGGGGAAGAAAAAUGCCCUGACUGAAUUUUCUUGAAACUAAAUGGAAAAAAAAAUAUUCGUGUUUCAUAAGUGCCUGAGCUAGUAAAGUUUUCUUUUGAACAUACAACGUUGCACAAGUAAAGAAGAGCAUAGAGGUUAGGUUAAGAAAGGAUAAGGGACAGAAGUCUUGCAUUAGGCUGCAGACAUUUUAGUACAAAUACCAGAAAAGAGCACUCUGUUGAAAUCAACAGGUUUUUAUUGGCCAAAAGGAUUGCUGAAAGUAAUUUUCAAGUUGAGAAACCUAGUUUUAUCUUAGUUUGCUUUUUAUGUACAAACUUGCCAAGUUGUGACAUUUAACAAUGUAUUAGUAUAAGCAAUUAUUACGUCAGUGCUCAGAUUAACAAGCAUUUCUGCCCUGCCUGCAAACCCCCAGGCACUUUUUUUUUUUAUGGCUCAAAAUAUGGUGCUUCUUUAUAUAAAACAUGCAUUUAUAGAGUGUACCUAGAAGCAGUUGCCUACUGUGUGCCCACCAGAGGCUAUCUGACUCAUGCCAACUUGAAAACUCUCCAGUUUGUAAAAGUUUAAUUUAUUCAGUUUCAUUUGGACUAUUUUUGCAUAUUUAUCCUCUUCAUUUCAUCCCGAUAACAUGUAAAAUCUAGUCUUGUCACCUUUUGGGGAGAAGUUGCAUUUCUGGAAGUGGUGAGGCAGGGAGAGAACAAUGGGAAGAGAAAAGCCACGAUUUUUAAAUGUCCUUUGUCAAGCUUGUGAUUGUAUUUGAUCCCAAAUCAAGAUGAAUGUAUGCAAUGGGAUGUACAUAAAUUAUUUUUGUCCAUGCCUAGACUAGUGCUACAUAAUGGUGUUUUGGUUUUGUUGUUUUUAUUUUGUUUAAUGACAAAAUAAUCUCUUAAUACUUUGAAAUUGAGCACGUGAGAAUUUAUGUUUGAAAGACAAAGACACAGCAUGUAUUAUUAUGCACUUCAUUUCUCUGCUGUGUGGAGAAAGCAAUAAACAUUAUGAGAAUGUUAAACAUUAUGCAAAAUUAUACUUUUAAAUAUUUGUUUUAAA
Messenger RNA from Balaenoptera ricei (Rice's whale), 2498 nucleotides. RefSeq names its product hes related family bHLH transcription factor with YRPW motif 2 (gene HEY2). Gene Ontology annotation, biological process: anterior/posterior pattern specification; regulation of neurogenesis; regulation of transcription by RNA polymerase II. The coding region runs from base 139 to 1152 and encodes 337 amino acids. NCBI's taxonomy places the organism in Eukaryota, Metazoa, Chordata, Mammalia, Artiodactyla, Balaenopteridae. The transcript is spliced from 5 exons. Gene Ontology annotation, cellular component: nucleus. The record is from RefSeq and is a predicted model, not a curated record. Gene Ontology annotation, molecular function: RNA polymerase II cis-regulatory region sequence-specific DNA binding; protein dimerization activity; DNA-binding transcription factor activity, RNA polymerase II-specific.